This is a messenger RNA of Sesamum indicum (sesame), 1339 nucleotides long. Its product is annotated as putative serine/threonine-protein kinase PBL7. Gene Ontology annotation, biological process: protein phosphorylation. Lineage: Eukaryota; Viridiplantae; Streptophyta; Magnoliopsida; Lamiales; Pedaliaceae. Gene Ontology annotation, molecular function: ATP binding; protein kinase activity. The record is from RefSeq and is a predicted model, not a curated record.
CGGAGAACAGCUCCUGAUUCUGCACCCGAGUCGGACAGCUUCAAAGCUAGGAAAUUCACUUUAGCUGAGUUAGUUGAUGCAACAGAGAAUUUCAAGGCAGAGUAUUUUCUUGGCGAGGGAGGAUUUGGUAAAGUUUAUAAAGGUCGUUUGCAGGGUACCGGUGAGGUUGUUGCUAUCAAGCAACUAGAUCGCAACGGGGGUCAAGGGAUUAGAGAAUUCGUGGUUGAGGUCCUAACUUUAAGUAAUGCAGAACACCCUAAUCUUGUUAAACUAAUUGGUUACUGUGCAGAGGGAGACCAGAGGCUGUUAGUCUAUGAGUACAUGCCAUUAGGUUCUUUGGAGGAUCAUUUACAUGUCCGUCGAGCUAGUAGAAAGGUCCUGGAUUGGAACACUAGAAUGAAGAUAGUGGCUGGGGGGGGGGAAGGGGUUGCUGGUGCGGCUAAAGGCUUAGAGUAUUUGCAUAACAAGAUGAAACCUCCCGUUAUAUACCGUGAUUUGAAGUGUUCCAACAUCUUGCUUGGGGAGGGAUAUCACGCCAAGCUAUCUGAUUUUGGUUUAGCCAAAGUGGGUCCUAGUGGAGAUCAAACCCAUGUUUCCACAAGAGUGAUGGGCACAUAUGGGUACUGUGCGCCUGAUUAUGCUUUGACUGGCCAACUUACAUUCAAAUCAGAUAUCUAUAGCUUCGGUGUCGUACUUUUGGAGAUUGUCACGGGCAGGAGAGCCAUUGACAACAGAAGAACUGGUCCGGAGCAAAGUAUUGUUGAAUGGGCGAAGCCGUUGUUCAAGGAUCGUAAGAAAUUCUUCCAAAUGGCCGACCCAGCAUUAGAAGGUCAAUAUCCCGUUAGAGGCUUGUACCAAGCUCUAGCGAUUGCUGCAAUGUGCAUCCAGGAGCAGCCAAACAUGCGGCCGCAGAUUGCAGAUAUCGUUAAUGCUUUGAACUAUCUUGUUUCACAGAAAUACGACCCCAAGAUCCAUCCAAUCCAGAGCCCAGGAAGCGUCCAUUCUUCGCGCAGCCUUAAAAGGGAUAGUGAAGAGAAAUUUGAUCUGGGCUUUGGGAAUGAGGAGAAAUUAGAGGACUUAGUUUGAGGAUUGUUCAUUCUGCUGUUUGCUGUCAUGCAAUGUACCUCCGAUCAGCACUGUAAAUCCAUCCCUUCAUUACCUUUUGUAGAUUUACCUUCACAUGCUAUGUUUGAGAAUGAUGAAGAAGAGAGUUCCCUUGCACACAGACACAUAGUUGUACAGUAAUACAUCGGAUCGUUGUGUUCUUGGAUUUUUGCCAUAUUUCCUGAGCAACUUAAGCUGGUAAUUACGUUUUCUGGAGUCGCAUUUUAUGUUUGGA